Molecule: messenger RNA, 3257 nt
Organism: Sphaeramia orbicularis (orbiculate cardinalfish)
Lineage: Eukaryota; Metazoa; Chordata; Actinopteri; Kurtiformes; Apogonidae
Gene: keap1a
Product: kelch-like ECH-associated protein 1a
Exons: 12
Coding region: 994-2799 (601 amino acids)
Molecular function (GO): protein binding
Source: RefSeq, a predicted model, not a curated record
UAAUGCGCGCGGUGUUUGUAGUGCGCACAAGAAUAUGCAGAGUCAUGUUGAUGCAGGACUUCCUCCAGCACCAGCGCCCCCACCCCUCCCCCCGCGAACUUCAGCCUCUGGAAAUGAGAGCAGAGCUGGAACGCGGAGGGACACGCGUGUCAGUUUCCUGAUAGGACGCGCCUCCUGCGGCUGCGCGCGUCCGCUCCAGUCGUCCCCGGUGCUUUUGGGUUGUUUGGAGUGGAGUUGUGUCCGGGACUGGGGGGUGUACAGAGCCCACUCUGGGUGACUAAAGCCCAUCUGUGUGGAUCUACACCGGCCUCCACAGGCGGAGGACGGACGCGCCUUUUCCUCCAACAUUUCCCUCAGAUGAUCAGAGCUGGAGUGGAGUUUGAGCUGCAGGGCUGAGGAUACACGUUCCAGCAGUUUGGAUCUGAGCCGGAUCCCUCUGACUGUGCACUUCCACUUCCUCUUCUCUUGUGAAAGGCUAAAGUGCAGAGGAUGCACUAAAACAUCAGGAUGGACUCCUCCUCAGAUGUGCUCUGACUUGUUCUGUGGAAACGCUCUGCUCCUUGGACGGCUGCUGUCAGUCAUGCUGCAGACUGGAUCUGCAGAUGAGGGCGUUUGUUGCGGUUCACCAUCGGUCUGCUCCUUUGUUUUCCGGUCCUAUUUUCGCAGUGACACAUAUAAUCCAAACCUGUUUGAUGCAGGAACUGUCUUAUUUUAUGGAUCGCCUGCUCCGCCUUCUGCCUGUGGCCUGGACCAUAAAUGGAUCGUACAUUUUUCACAUUCCUAAUCUACACUUUUUAAACAGAUUUUUGGAUUUUUGUUAAGACUGAGAAAACAUGGAGAAGCUGAGGACAUGCACUCCUGAGCCUUCAAUUAAGUUUAGACUAAAGACGUGUAUUCCUCUGUGGGAUAAGAGCUCCACGCUUUGAACUGCCCCAGACGUUUAAAACCAAGCAGGUACUGAACCCAAAGGAAAUCCUCUUCCUUUAUCCUAGGAUGCAUUGCCCUUUGCGAAAGAGACGUCCGACCCGUGAUUCGGACUUUUCGGCCAUCGCCGUCCCCUCCAUGCGUGGGUCUGGGUAUCUGGACUACGUAGUGGAGAGCCACGCCUCCAGAUCCCUGAAGGUCAUGGAUGAGUUCAGGCGGGAGGAGAAGCUGUGUGACCUGGUGCUUCAUGUCACAUACCAGGAAAGGACCGAGGACUUCAAGGUCCAUAAAGUGGUCCUGGCCUCCUGCAGUCCCUACUUCAGGGCCAUGUUCACCAGCAGCUUCAAAGAGUGCAGUGCCUCGGAGGUCACCCUGUGUGACGUCAGCCCUCAGGUGGUGGGACGACUGAUCGACUUCGCAUACACCUCCCACAUCACCGUAGGAGAGAAGUGUGUUCUGCACGUCCUGUUGGCUGCCAUGAGGUUUCAGAUGGAGGACGUGGCCAAAGCAUGCUGUGACUUCCUCAUCAAACACCUGGAGCCGUCCAAUGUCAUCGGCAUCGCUCGUUUCGCAGAGGAGAUCGGCUGCACCGAUCUGCACCAGAAGAGCCGAGAGUACAUUAACACACACUUCAGUGAGGUGACCAAAGUGGACGAGUUCUUCAGCCUGUCCCACUGUCAGCUGUUAGAGCUCAUCAGCCAGGACAGCCUCAAGGUUCUGUGUGAGACCGAGGUGUAUAAGGCCUGCACAGACUGGGUGCGCUGGGACAUGGAGGGCAGGGCCCAGUACCUCCACGCCCUCCUCAAUGCAGUUCAUAUCUACGCUCUGCCUCCAAAGUUCCUGAAGAACCAGCUGUUGUCCUGCCCCAUCCUCAGUAAGGCCAAUUCCUGUAAGGACUUCCUGUCAAAAAUCUUCCAGGACAUGACGUUACGGAAGCUUCCUCCUGCACCACACCGUGGGACCCAGCUGGUCUACGUAGCCGGAGGAUACCGUCAACAUUCGCUGUCCUCCAUGGAGGCCUAUGACCCCAGGAGGAAGGUGUGGCUCAAACUGGCGGACCUGGGGACUCCGUGCAGUGGUCUGGGAGCCUGUGCACUGUUUGGACUGUUGUACACAGUGGGUGGCAGGAACCUGUCCCUUCAGAACAACACCGAGUCCAGCGCCCUCUGCUGCUACAACCCUAUGACCAACCUGUGGAGCCAACGCGCCCCCCUCAACACCCCCAGGAACAGGGUGGGGGUGGCGGUGGUGGACGGCUGCAUCUACGCCGUCGGGGGCUCCCAGGGCUCCACCCAUCACAACACCGUAGAGAGGUGGGAUCCAGAGACGAACUGCUGGUCCUUCGUCAGCCCGAUGGCGGUGGCUCGUCUGGGUGCAGGGGUGGCGGCGUGUGGGGGGGCCCUUUACGUGGUGGGGGGCUUCGAUGGACAGAACCGCUGGAGCUCUGCUGAGAAAUACCAGCCUGACACCAACACCUGGCAACAGCUGGCCCCCAUGAGCACCGUUCGCAGUGGCCUAGGACUGGUGUGUUUCAGCUCGUACCUCUACGCUGUCGGAGGAUACAACGGCCACAGUCAGCUGAGCUCUGUGGAGCGCUACAACAUCAGCAGGAACAUCUGGGAGCCCAGGGCGUCCAUGCAGCAGUGCCGCAGCGCCCACGGAGUCGCCGUCCACUGUGGAUGUAUAUACGCCCUGGGAGGUUUUAACCAACAUGGCUUCCUGUCCAGCGUGGAGCGUUACUGUCCAGACAGAAACGAAUGGACGUGCAUCACCAACAUGCCGAUUGGACGCAGCGGCAUGGGCGUGGCCGUAACCAUGGAGCCGUGUCCUGGCGCCCUGCAGGAACCAGAGGAUGAAGACGAAGGAGACACAUGAAGACGCAAACACAGCAAACCACAGCAAACUGUCCAGUACUGAAGAUGAAGGUGCUGCUUUUCAACAGAGGACUGAGUACACUGGGGUCAAACAUACGGCCCACGGACCAGAACCAGAGGACCCAAACCCAAGGGUCUAAUCUGGACCGUUAAGGGUCUAAUCUGGACCACCUAAGGGUCCGGUCUGGACUGCAGUAUGACUGUGUAAAAACUACACUGAAGGUAUGAACAGUCAAGGAUGACAAACUGGUUUUAGUUCAGGGUCCACAAACAGAACAGCUGUGAUCUGAAAUACAAUAAGAGCACAAGAAUCGAGAAAUAAUGACACUUCCACGUCGUUUCUUUGUUUUAGUCUGAAAAAUAACAUUAAAUUAUGAAAAUAUUUACAUUAAGAAACUAUCCUAUAACAAUAGCAUGUGAAUUACCUGAACAAAUAUGAAAAACCUGAAAUGUUUAAAG